AUGUUCAUUUUGACCAAAAUCUCCGAUUUGGUUCGGGUCCCACCAGAUCAAUUCCACCGACACCCUAAGGCAGCAAUUUUCCACCAGUUGAACAACAAGUUCGCAAACAAGGUGAUACCUCAUGUGGGUCUCUGCAUUACAAUCUACGACUUGCUGGCAGUCGAAGAGGGACAGUUGAAGCCUGGAGAUGGCGCUGCUUUUAUCAAUACAACUUUUAGAGCCCUAGUGUUCAAGCCCUUCGUGGGCGAAAUCAUUACGGGAUGGAUAUCCCAGUGCACAGUAGAAGGUAUCAAGGUCUCGCUUCUAGGGAUUUUCGACGACAUCUUCAUCCCGCAUAAAAUGCUCUUUGAAGGGUGCUAUUUUUCGCCGGACGACAGCGCCUGGGUCUGGCCCAUGGAUGAAGAGACUAAACUGUACUUCGAUGUCAACGAAAAGAUCAGGUUCCGUGUGGAACAGGAAAUCUUCGUGGAUGUCAAGCCUAAGUCACCGAAAGAAAGAGAGGCUGAAGAACAAAACGAACAAAGUGAAGAAGGUGCGGAUGAAAACAAAAAACCAAAGAUAGAAAAACCACCCGCAUAUGCGCUUCUGGGCUCUUGCCAAACUGAUGGAAUGGGCCUUGUAGGUUGGUGGGAAUGA
Molecule: messenger RNA, 636 nt
Organism: Lachancea lanzarotensis
Lineage: Eukaryota; Fungi; Ascomycota; Saccharomycetes; Saccharomycetales; Saccharomycetaceae
Gene: RPC25
Product: LALA0S04e07074g1_1
Exons: 1
Coding region: 1-636 (211 amino acids)
Biological process (GO): DNA-templated transcription; transcription initiation at RNA polymerase III promoter
Cellular component (GO): RNA polymerase III complex
Molecular function (GO): DNA binding; DNA-directed RNA polymerase activity
Source: RefSeq, a predicted model, not a curated record